Molecule: messenger RNA, 570 nt
Organism: Gordionus sp. m RMFG-2023
Lineage: Eukaryota; Metazoa; Nematomorpha; Gordioida; Chordodea; Parachordodidae
Product: type-2 histone deacetylase 1-like
Exons: 4
Coding region: 1-570 (189 amino acids)
Source: RefSeq, a predicted model, not a curated record
AUGGUUACAAAAGGGCUGGCUAGGAAAACAUCAGCAUGUGAAGACAUGAGUAGGAUUUAUAAUAAUAACAAUUUGAGAUAUUAUGAAAAUAGUAAUCUAAGAAACAGUAACAUACAUAAUAAUAACAACUUUAGAAACUAUCACAAUAACAACAAUUAUCAAUCUAAUAACAACAACUCAAAUAACUACGGUAGAAACAACAUGUGGUGUAAUAAUAAUCAGAGGAAACAGAUACAAUACGAUGAUCAAAAUCGCAAUAAUUACCCAGCCUAUGGCAACAACUCAAGGGAUGUUGCUACAACAAUGCAAGUCAAUACAGGAUCAAAAUUUACUAUCAUACUUUAUGAUAUGGCUAAGAAAAUUGGCAUCUACGACAGAAACUUAUUCAGAUCAUUGGGACAACAAGUAAGUUAUGAAGGAAAAAUUAUCGAGCCGGUUAAAGAUGUUCGUUGGGCAAGUCCUAUAACCGCCGACUACAAAGAUGAUGGGAGCAUUAUGCUUUGUGCUGAUUUCAAAGACAUUAUAAAUCCAGCUAUAGUGGAUUUUUUAAAUAUCCCCUUCCACGGAUAA